ACGAUGGUGAACUCCGACACUAUUUUUUCAGUAUCCGAAGUCGAAGACAGGGAAGUUCCCCAGAAAAACUGGUAUCAUUAAUAAAACAAUUUCACACCGAGUCAUGACUCCGACAUAAAUUCUGACUCAUCCCUCAUCCCACCUACAAAGACCGUUAGAGCGAAGGGACUUUUGUGCCAUACCUACCAUGGAUGCCAUUGAUCUACGACAUCACUUGAACACGCUCUCACUCUCUCGUAGUCCGAGUCCUUUGAAGGAUAUCAUCAAUUAUAUGACUAUCGAUGGGAUGCUCAGCUUGGCCGGAGGUCUGCCCCACCCAUCUCUAUUCCCCUUCGUCAAUCUUGAAGCCGACGUAUAUGCACCCACUGUCGAUCUCAACUCCGACACCCGGGAGCUCGUGCAUUUGACCGUUCACAGGGACGAUAAAAAUCAAGGUCAAGUCGUAGAUCUGGCUGGUAUUCUACAAUAUACCCAAGUGAUGGGUAACUCGUGGCUACUGCAGUUCACGCACGAGUUCAUGCGUACAGUGUUCCAACCUGGGUACGGAAACUACGAGACACUAUUGAAUGAGGGUAACACGGACGGAUGGAACAAAGUCGUGAGUCUCCUCUGCGAGUCUGGUGACUGUAUUAUUAUCGAGAAGUACACAUACUCAAGUGCGCAGGCAUUGUGGAUACCGAUGGGAUGCAAAGGAGUCCCAAUUGACAUGGACGAGGAGGGGAUGCGCGCCGAUGCACUAGAAGAUGUCCUUCAACAGUGGGACGUCAAGCGUCCCGGCGAAAAACGACCACAUGUUCUUUACACCGUACCUACUGGCCAGAAUCCCACAGGUUGCGCUAUGUCUGCUCGUCGUAAACAAGAUAUCUAUUCCAUCUGUGUAAAAUACGACAUCAUCAUCGUGGAAGACGACCCGUACUACUUCCUCCAGUUUGAAGAAUACAGGCGUGGCAGAAAUCGAUCCGCAACUCCUCCUAAAUACGACGAACCGACAUUUCUACGAUCUCUCGAACGUACGUUCUUGAGUUUUGACACGCAGGGUCGAGUUAUUCGUCUGGACACGUUCAGUAAAACUCUAGCGCCUGGCAACCGUCUAGGGUGGUUCACUUGCAACCCCCUCUUCGCCGAACGUUUACUACGCGGAGCGGAGGUGACCACUCAAGCGCCGUCGGGAUGGAGCCAGGCGAUCAUAGCAGAACUCCUGCGGUCUUGGGGUCCUGGAAUUAGUGGAUAUCUCAGGUGGCUGUCGAGCUUGAUCAAGCAGUAUGAGGUUCGUAGAGACUGGAUGUGCGACGCUAUCGCCGAUGCAUUUGAUGUUGAGAAGGGGACGGACGGAGAAGGACUCGUCGCCUAUUCUCAAGGAAUAAAGUUGUUCAGUUUCGUCCCGGCACGGGCAGGGAUGUUCUUGUGGUGCAAGAUGUAUCUGGGAGAGCAUAGAGAUUAUCUGGAAGCGAAGCAGAAUAUUAGAGAGGGGGAGGAUUCGGAAGCCAUUUUUGAGACGAGGAUUUGGAAAGAGCUGCUUGAGGAAAAGGUUUUGCUUACACCGGGGUCUUACUAUACGCCGUGGCAAGGAAAAGAUAGGAAGUCGAUUGCGACUUCAGGCAGAGAACCUGAUGUGGUCUUUUUCCGGUUGGCAUUUUCGAUGACUACGAAAGAGGAUGUGGUUCCUGCCAUUCAAAGAAUGGCAAAAGCCCUGCGACUUUCAUGGGGUAUCGCUUAGGUGCUUUGUCCCACCCUGCAUGGAUCGUGAACGUUAUUCCGAAUAAGUUCAAGUACUUAAAUGUAUCGUGCCCCAUUUUCAUUGUGGUAGGUUGAGAAAUCAUGAGAACAGAUGGCAAGAAGCUUCCCCGACGGUGGGAAUUCCUGUCGGAAGUCAGCCAAAUCCGAGGGACUUCAAGUUCGUAACAUAGAAUUCAUUUAGAGAUACUGGUUUCUUAGCUCCACCACGUUUCAGGAGAUUUCAAUGUUCAGACGGGGAAGAGGUGCAUCAGAAUCUCAACAAAAUUCUUAUCGGUUUCAAUAGUU
This is a messenger RNA of Desarmillaria tabescens, 2022 nucleotides long. Its product is annotated as PLP-dependent transferase. Gene Ontology annotation, biological process: biosynthetic process. Gene Ontology annotation, molecular function: pyridoxal phosphate binding; transaminase activity. NCBI's taxonomy places the organism in Eukaryota, Fungi, Basidiomycota, Agaricomycetes, Agaricales, Physalacriaceae. Bases 188 to 1717 code for a protein of 509 amino acids. The transcript has 10 exons. The record is from RefSeq and is a predicted model, not a curated record.